ACCGAACAUACACGAACAUAGCUCAUAAAAUACCAAAGAACUAUGUAACUAUGGAGAAAAACAACAACACUGAUGGUGACAGGUCAGACGUCGCAUCGACACCAGCCAAGACAGGAUCACGCCGGCGAGGUCGACCGCAAAAGGACUCUGAAAAUCCCGCAAUUGAGCAACAACGAGCUCGAGUGCGGCGUGCACAGAAGGCGUAUCGAACAAGAAAGGAGAAACACGUGACUGAACUGAAAGAGAAAUGUCACGAUCUCGAAGGCGUUGUUGAGGAUAUGACAAACACUUUCAUAGCCUUUAGCGAUAGCCUCCUCAGCUCCAGUAGUCUCGGCCCCGAGACUACCAAGGAGCUGAGAGAAACGAUGAAGAAGUUCAUUGUGUUUUCGGAGAAAGCGGCACGUGAUCCAUUAGAAGCAGCCCCUUCUUCAGACGAGAAUAUCGAGCCAUCAACAAUGGAUCCAGUUAUUGAAGACAGCGAUUCCUCAUCGAAGACGUCCCUCAAUGCCUUCCAGCCUCAAGCGCUAUCAUCUACGCCCCCAUUCUUCGAAACCGAUCCGAUACUUCGUGAUACUAGGGACCUUCCGCAGACUCCAGUGAUAUAUGGAACAAACAUCAUGGACUUCCCAAACAUGAAUCCCUAUGCCAACUACGGUAUAUGGGGCCUCAGACCACAACACGAACGCUCAAGCAUGAUCCCAUACGUCGUCGCUGGUCGCGAUAGCUUCGCCUCUCGCCUCUUCUACGGCUCCAUAGUUCGCAGCUUGCGAUCACUCCGUGGGGAGGGACCAGCAGAAGACGCGUACAGAAUAUUCCGGUUCAAGUUUCGAUACAUGAGCCCCGCGCAAAUCCAGACCAUCCUCGAUGGCCUGUUGGACACGCUCCUUCACGGCACAACCCAGAAAUUGGGGGACAGCGGAGAAUCGAUAAAAUCGGAACAGGAUAAGUUGCGGAUUAAGGCGCAGAUUGUGCGUGAGAUCGAGAUGAUGGGUGGCUCUGAGGAAGAGUAUCUCUCAACUUGGGAUGUUGAGCGGUAUCUGAGGAAUAAAUGGAGGUUGUCCUUGGAUUCGAAUUGGGUGAAGCUCCAGCCUAUGCUUGCAGCGCAAGACGGACUCCAGUCGACUAAUGUCCAUGGGAUAUAUGACAAAUAUGAGUUAUUAGCACCGACGGCGGUCCCUGGGUUCCCUCAGCCGAAGCAAGUUGUCUGGGACGUCUCGAGUCUGGUUGAGAAAUUGGAGGGCUUGACAGUGACAAUUGGUCAGGGGCCAAGGUGGAAUUACAAGGACGUAGACACUGCUGUCGAAGAAUUUCUUGAAGAGAAUCAAAGACUUUGAUCUCGAUAAUGUAUGUUAUCAUAUUGGUAUCAUUGCAUGGGAAAGAAUUUUCCCUUCGGACUCGGUGCAAUUUUGAUAAACAAGGGGAAAAAUGAAAGGUCUAUUGGGAAAGGAGUUUUUACGCGCAUAUUAUUAUGUUCAGUUCGAUACGUUAAAUGUAAU
This is a messenger RNA of Hyaloscypha bicolor E, 1496 nucleotides long. RefSeq lists its product as uncharacterized. The record is from RefSeq and is a predicted model, not a curated record. Gene Ontology annotation, biological process: regulation of DNA-templated transcription. NCBI's taxonomy places the organism in Eukaryota, Fungi, Ascomycota, Leotiomycetes, Helotiales, Hyaloscyphaceae. Gene Ontology annotation, molecular function: DNA-binding transcription factor activity. The transcript has 2 exons. The coding region runs from base 51 to 1334 and encodes 427 amino acids.